AUGAAGACACAUAUUAUACCCUUAUUGGUUCUUCCAUUAAUAUCACAGUGCCACUACAUCCCUAUUGACGUACCCAGCAUGCAUUUUGGAGGAAUCCUUCAACUGAUAUUUUCACUUACCUCCUUAUCAGCACUUGAAUCAGUCGCGAUUAAAGAUAAUCCUGAUGCUCCUGAGAAUUCUGACUUGGAAAGUUGGAUUGAAGGUGAGAGGGAAUCAGCUCUCAAGGGAAUCUUGAAUAACUUUUUUGGACCAAGUGAUUGGAUGCAUGAACCUGAGGUUGCUAAGGGAGCAGUUAUCGCUUCGCCUUCUAGAGAGCAGCCUAAUUAUUUUUUUCAAUGGGUUAGAGACGCUGCAUUAACAGUUAAGACCUUAGUUCUUUAUCUAGAUGAUUCUAAUUUCCUGGAUGAAAAGCUUGGACCUCUAAUUGAAACAUUUAUUGAAAGUCAGUAUCAUAUCCAAAGGUUGACUAACAAAUCUGGUAAAUUUGAUGACGAGUGUCGAUCUGGAUUAGGGGAACCUAAGUUUAUGCCUGAUGCGACUCCAUUUCAAGAUUCAUGGGGUAGACCUCAGAGAGAUGGACCAAGUUUGAGAGCUAUAACGAUUAUGAUGUACUUAAAUUUAUUGAAGAAGCAUGACAAAUCAUUAUCUAAUGAGUUUUUAAAGAGCCCCGAAUUCAUUUACUAUGAAAUUAUCAAGCCAGACUUAUUUUAUGCAACGAAGAACUGGAAAAAGGAAGGAUUCGAUUUGUGGGAAGAGAUUGAAGGAUUCCAUUUAUUUACAUCUUUAACACAGUUAAGAUCUUUGAGGGAUGGGAUUGAAUUUGCCGAACAAAUUGGCGAUCAGGAUCUUGAAUUUAUUGGUGAAAUGAAGCUGGCAUUCGAUGAUCUCAAGAACUUCAUUGAGAAUGAUUCGGGUUACAGCCCGGAAUUCAAGUCCCACCUUGUUGAAAGUCCUAAGUACGUAGCGUCUGGAGAUAGAUCUGGCUUAGAUGCUGCCAUUCUUUUAGCCAGUAUUCAUUCUCAUAAUCUCGACUAUGGUGAUUACAGUGAAAUCCCGUAUGAUGCCGAUAGCUAUAAAUUAUUGAACACUUUGAAUGCAAUGGUCGCAGAUAUGAAAGUCAGAUACCCAGUCAAUAGAUUGAGCUACCAUGAAGGUGGCGGCACUGGUUUGGGAAGAUAUCCAGAGGAUAUCUAUGAUGGUUAUGAACGGUCGGAAGGUAAUCCUUGGUUCAUUGCAACUGCUUCAGCGGCUGAGGUUGUCUACAAGUUUAUUUUUAAGUUAAUUUCAAACAAACAGGACGUGGUAAUCAAUGAGCAUAACAUUGACUUCCUCAAACAAUUUGUUGACUUAGGAUUAUCAAAAUCUGUAACAAUAGAAUACGGUUCACCUAAGUUCGAUGACAUGGUUAAGCUGUUGUUUACGUUUUCAGAUUCAUUUUUAGAAGUUGUUAAGGAACACACAGAUAAAGAUGGUCACAUGUCUGAGCAAUUCAAUAGAUAUCAUGGCUAUAUGCAAGGUGCAAAGGACUUGAGUUGGAGCUAUAGCGCAGCUUGGAAUGCCUUUAGGUGGAGAACAAAGACAGUGGAACUUUUUAAUAAUUAG
Priceomyces carsonii is the source of this 1602-nucleotide messenger RNA. RefSeq names its product glucan 1,4-alpha-glucosidase (gene SGA1). Lineage: Eukaryota; Fungi; Ascomycota; Pichiomycetes; Serinales; Debaryomycetaceae. Bases 1 to 1602 code for a protein of 533 amino acids. Gene Ontology annotation, biological process: polysaccharide metabolic process. Gene Ontology annotation, molecular function: glucan 1,4-alpha-glucosidase activity. Gene Ontology annotation, cellular component: fungal-type vacuole. The transcript has a single exon. The record is from RefSeq and is a predicted model, not a curated record.